Hevea brasiliensis (rubber tree) is the source of this 2115-nucleotide messenger RNA. Its product is annotated as L-ascorbate oxidase homolog. The record is from RefSeq and is a predicted model, not a curated record. The transcript has 8 exons. Gene Ontology annotation, molecular function: oxidoreductase activity; copper ion binding. Bases 237 to 1862 code for a protein of 541 amino acids. NCBI's taxonomy places the organism in Eukaryota, Viridiplantae, Streptophyta, Magnoliopsida, Malpighiales, Euphorbiaceae.
UGCUUUGUUACAUUUCAAAACAGAGCUUUGCUCUCUAACCAAAAUAGAAGAAACAAAGAUUAAUUCACACAUCAAUUGAGAGAUUUCAGAGAUAAAUUAGAGUUUAUGGAAGAGUGACAACCAGAGAUGGAGGCCCAUUUCCUCUCUUUAUAAUGCACCCUUCAAGUCUUUGUUUUUUGGCAGAUCCAAAAUCUCUUUAUUUGCAUUGAGGAACAGAGGGUUGAGCCUGUCAAGAAAUGAGAGGUUGCAGGGCUUUUUCUUUCCUUGUCUUCUGUUUAUUUCUUUUUCAUGGCGUUAAUGGGGAGAACCCUUAUAGGUUCUUGACGUGGAAAGUCACUUAUGGUGACAUCUAUCCUCUUGGAGUUAAGCAACAGGGAAUCUUGAUUAAUGGGCAGUUUCCAGGGCCACAAAUCGAUGUUAUUACAAAUGAUAACCUCAUUAUCAACGUUUUCAAUUACCUGAGAGAGCCAUUCCUCAUCUCUUGGAAUGGCAUACAACAGAGGAGGAACUCAUGGCAGGAUGGAGUGUAUGGCACCAACUGUCCAAUCCCACCAGGGAAAAACUUCACUUACAUCCUCCAAGUGAAGGACCAGAUUGGUAGCUUUUUUUAUUUCCCAUCACUUGGAAUGCACAAGGCUGCCGGAGGGUUUGGUGGCAUCAGAGUUUGGAGCCGCCCUCAGAUUCCUGUGCCUUUCCCUCCUCCUUCAGGGGAUUUUACUGUACUAGCUGGAGACUGGUACAAGAGAGAUCACUAUCAAUUGAGAAGAAUAUUGGAUGCUGGUCAUGAUCUUCCAUUCCCUGAUGGGCUUCUCAUCAAUGGUCGUGGAUGGAAUGGAUACAGAUUCACAGUUGAUCCAGGUAAGACUUACAGGUUCAGGAUAUCAAACGUGGGCCUUGCAACAUCUAUUAACUUCAGGAUUCAAGGGCAUAAGAUGAAACUGGUGGAGGUAGAAGGAUCCCAUACGCUACAAAAUACCUAUUCUGCCCUUGACAUCCAUCUUGGGCAGUCCUAUUCUGUCUUGGUCACAGCUGAUCAGCCAGCCCAAGACUACUACAUUGUCGUUUCCACACGCUUCACUGCUCGUGUACUCACAACAACUGCCGUUCUUCACUAUAGCAAUUCAUAUAAAGGAGUUUGGGGUCCAAUCCCAGGUGGUCCUACUACUCAGAUUGAUUGGUCCCUGAACCAGGCCAGAUCUAUACGUUGGAAUCUGACUGCAAGUGGGCCUAGGCCGAAUCCCCAAGGGUCUUACCACUAUGGAAUGAUUAAGACAAGCCGCACAAUCACUCUUGCAAACUCUGCUCCUAUUAUUAAUCGCAAGCAGAGGUUUGCUGUCAACAGUGUCUCAUUUGUUCCUCCAGAUACUCCCUUAAAACUUGCAGACUACUUCAAGAUUCCUGGAGUUUUCUACCUGGGAAGUAUCCCUAGCUACCCUACCUGGGGAAAUGACUACCUCCAGACCUCGGUAAUGUCUUCUAAUUUCAGGGAAUUCAUUGAGAUUGUUUUCCAAAAUUGGGAGGACACUGUUCAGUCAUGGCACAUAGAUGGCCAUUCCUUCUUUGUUGUGGGAAUGGAUGGAGGACAAUGGACGCCUGCAAGCAGGGCAACAUAUAACUUGAGAGAUGCAGUUGCUCGUUGCACAACUCAGGUAUAUCCCAAGUCUUGGACUGCCAUUUACAUGGCUUUAGACAAUGUGGGAAUGUGGAACAUUCGUUCUGAGAACUGGGCUAGGCAAUAUUUGGGGCAGCAGUUCUAUCUCAGGGUUUACACCUCUUCAAAUUCAUGGAGAGACGAGUUACCCAUCCCAAGGAAUGCUCUUCUUUGCGGCCAGGCAAGAGGUCGUCACACGAGGCCUUUUUGAAUUGGAUUAGAAUUUAGAUUAUAGUUCUUGUCACGAUAGGGUGACAUGGUUCUUGAGGCAAAAGGACUAUAUAUUCAUUCCUCCCGGGAAAUUGUUAAUGCAGGAGCUCAACUUGAGCUUUGAGUCUUCAUUCUUGCCUGUAUGACGUUGUGAUCUAUGUUUCUAAGCCUAUUCUUGUAAACCCAUUAUGAAGAAGCUGUUCUGUAGUCUCUGAAUACUUUCUUGACUCCAAUAUAGCAAUAUAAUUAUGACU